AUGGUUGCACGCAAUCCGUGUAGUACUUUGACUGACACCAAAAGCAAACUCAUUGUUGGAGGUGAUCCGGUUUCUGAUCCCACUCUUUAUCGUAGUCUUCAUGGUGCUCCGCAAUACUUAACUUUCACACGUCCUGAUAUCGCAUAUGAUCUAAAACAAUUCUUUUUCUUUAUGCAUGACCCAUGUGUUCCGUAUUUUCAUGCUCUAAAGUGUAUAUUACGAUACCUUCAUGGUACCCUAAAAAAUGGUAUUCAUAUUCGUCCGUCUGCUGUUGAUCGUUUGGUCUCCUAUUAUGAUGUUGAUUCGGCCGGUUGUCCUACCACUCGCAGCUCCACUUUUGGGUUUUGUGUUUAUCUCAUCAAUAAUCUCAUCUCUUGGUACUCCAAACGGAAGUAUGACAUCUCUUGUUCUAUUAUCGAAGCCGAGUACCAGGGGGUAGCCAAAGUAGUUGCUGAAACUGUUAGGCUUCAGAAUCUUCUCCUCGAGUUAUAA
Lactuca sativa (garden lettuce) is the source of this 492-nucleotide messenger RNA. The record is from RefSeq and is a predicted model, not a curated record. Lineage: Eukaryota; Viridiplantae; Streptophyta; Magnoliopsida; Asterales; Asteraceae.